UGCAGUCGUCACUCUCCUCUGGCCACCAACUCCCCGCUGCCCUGCGUGCGGCGGGCUGGCAUCGGGCCCGGGGCGAGCAGAGCAGUUCGAUGUGGCUCUAUUUGUGGUGAGGCGAGGGAAAACCGGAGACAGACAAGAGAGCUGCACAGGAUCUAUGGAGGUUAGUGGCUUCUCAUGUUGGAAGUAGGGCUUUUUACUCCUGAAAGCAAGGGAAAGAGGGGGAGACUGUUUCGGAACUGUGGAGGUUGGUAUAAAGAUCCUCCUGCAUGUCUGCUUCAGGGUCUGAGGUUCUUGGAAGCAAGGAAGCAAAGAGGAAAUUAUCUCUGAUCAGAGUAACUGGUCUAAAGGCCUCAUGACUCUAUAUACUUUAAGAGCGCUUCACCAAGCAGAAGAAGGACAGAAGCGGGAACUUCGUUCACUCCAGGUCUACUUCCAGGGGCAGCUCUGCUGGCCUUUAAGUGGUUAAACACCAUUGCCCAGACACACCAUCCUCUUUCCUAGCCCAAGUGAGCCCUCCUAUAUAUUGUCCGUGCCUUCAGCAGGGGUGAUUACAUGGGCCGUGUACAGGAUGUGGGCUGGGCGACUGCAGGACUGGUGAUCUGGGCUGGUACCUGCUACUGCAUUUACAGAUUAACCAAGGGAAGAACUCAGAGUGUGAGCGGACAUGCCAGAAAUGGGUCCAGAAUCGAGACGGAGACUGUGGUUGGGGAACAGAACCAGACCUUGGCCACAAGUGAAGCCAUGGCUGGAAGAGAGGCUGAGACUAGAGUCAAGACUGAACCAGAAACUGGAGAAGGAGGUGAGCCUGUGGCUGAAGUAGACUCCAAGGUCCCCGUUCUAGUUAGACCCAGUGUCAACUGUCAGGCCAAGACAAUGCUUGAGGAAGAGAUAGAGACCCAGUGUGAGACCAGUUCGUUGGUGGAAACAAUGGUCAUGACAGAGGCAGUGACUUUGACUGAAUCCACAUCCCAAGCCAAGGAAGUAACCAUGAAAGAGGCAGUUACACAAACUGAUGCUGAGGCUGAGGCAGUAGGCAAGAAAGAGGCAGUGACUCAGACCAAAGCUAAAGCUUGGGCAAUGGCUGGCAGGGCAGAGGUCAAGAAAGAAGCAAUGACCCAGACCAAAGCAGAAGCUCGUAUAUUGGCUGAAAAAGAGACAGAGAUUAACAGAGUAACAGUGACACAGAGUGAGGUCUUGGCAGUGACCAAGGAAGUAGUCAAGAUUGGAACCAUGAAUGAGACUGGAAUUGUGGCUGAAGCCAUGAUAAGACCACUGGAAGAGACUGUGAGUGUGACUAGAACUCAAUCUGAGGCUAGGCUUGAUGCUACAGUUGACACUAAGGAGAAUCUUAAUGAUAUGUCUGUCGUAGUGACUGGAGUGGACACGAAGUCCUAUGCACAGUCUCAGGCUGUGGCCAUAAUCCAAAAUGAUGAUAUGGCUGGUGCUGAGGCUGACAAGGAGGAUCUCAAAAACAUGUCUAAGGCAGGGUCUGGGGUAGAUACGAAGGCUUCUGGUCAGCCUCAUAUUGCUGCCAACAGCCUGGCUGAAGCUGUGCCAGGGGCAAAGAAUGAUGCUUGUGACACUGCAAAGGACAUUUGUGAAGCAGAGGCAGAUAUAAGAACUUGUUUAAUACAACCUGAGACUGUGGCCAAGAUAGAGACUGAGGCAACGUCCGAUGCUGUGAUGGAUGGUGGGAAAGAUGCUAAUGUUAAGGCAAUGACUGAUGCUAAUGUAACGGAUACCCAGCCUCAAGCUGUAACCAGUGAUCAGACUGAAGCCAUGCCUGAUGCCAAGGUUAAGGGUAAAGGUAAUGCCAGUGCCAUGGCUAAAGCAGGGGCCAAGGCAAACACCAAAACCAGUUUGCAGACUGAUGCCUUGCCUGAUACUGGGGAUAAAAACAGAAGUGAUAACAAUGUCACAGCUAAGGCAGAGGCUGGAAUAGACAUGGUUUCCUGUACCCAGACUGAGCCUGCGGCCAAUGUCCAGGGUGAUGACUUGCCAGAUGGCAAAAUCAAGGCUAAGGACAAUGCCAAUACCACAUCUAAGGAAGGAGCUCAGGCUACGGCCCAGAGCCAGGGUGAAGCCUUACCUAAUACUAAAGGUAAGGCUAGAGGUAAAGCCAAAGCCAAGUGUAAGGCAGCGGCUGGGACAGACACAAAAACGUGUGCACAGCCUCAGGCUGGGACCAAAACUCAAGCUGAGGCCUUGUCUGAUUCCAAGGUUGAUAGCAAAAGUGACUCUAAUGCCGUUUCUAAAGCAGGGGCAAAGUCAGACCAGAAAGCCUGUGGUCAGCCACAGCCUGUGGUCAAUUGCCAGAAUGAGGCCUUGCCUGGUACUAAGAAUAAGGUCAAGGGCAAUCCGAAUCCUAUGCCUAAGACAGAGGCGGGGACAGCUACAACAAGCUCUGCCCAGACUAAUGUGACCAGUUCCCAGGGUGAGACCACACCUGGAGCCAAGAAUAAGGCCAAGGGGAAUCGGAAUUCUGUGCCUAAAGCAGGGGCUGGGCCAGAUAUGACAGGUUCUGCCCAGUCCCAGACUGUAGCCAAUUCCCACAGUGAGGCCUUACCUGGUGCCAAGAAUAAAGUUAAGAGCAAUCCCAAUGUUGUGCCUAAGGCAGAGGCUGGGGUGGGCGCCUGUCCCCAGUCUGUGGCCGCUUCCCAGGGUACUGCCUUGACUGGUACCAAGACUAAGGUCAAGGGCAAUUCUACUACUGUGUCUAAACCAGAUGCCGGGGCAGGUACACUGGGCUCUGCCCAUGCCAAGACUGCAGCAAAUUCCCAGGGUGAGACCUUACCUGGUUCCAAGAAUAAGGUCAAGGGUAAUUCCAAUGCUGUGCCUAAGGCAGAAGCUGGGGCAGGUACAACGGACUCUAAUCAGCCCCAGGCUGAGGCCUUGCUUGGUGCCAGAAAUAAGGUCAGGGGUAAUUCCAGUUCUGUGCCUAAGGCAGAGUCCGGGGCAAGUACAAUACUGGCUUUGGCUUCUUCCCAGGCUGAGGCCUUGCUUGGUGCCAGAAAUAAGGUCAGGGGCAGCUCCAACGCUGUGCCUAAGGCAGAGGCUGGGGUAGGUGCAAGGGGCUCUGCCCAGUCUCAAGCUGUGAUCAGUUCCCAGAAUGAAGCCUUGCUUGGUGCCAGGAACAAGAUUAGGUCCAAUGCUGGUACUAAAUCAGGAGCAAGAACAGGUACAAGGAGCUCUGCUCAGCCCCAGGCUGUGGUCAGUUCUCAGAAUGAGGCUUUGCUUGGGGCAAGGGAUAAAGGUCUAUCCAGUUCGCAGGUAGAAGCCACUGUAGACAAUAGGGUCUAUGCAAAGCCUAUGGUAGGGGCUGUGCCCACUUCUGAAAUGGUGACUGUGGCAGGUGCCCAGACUAAUGUUCAUGACUAUUACUGGAAUGGGAUUGGUGUUGAGGACUGGAUUGCUGCUGAGAGGUGGAUCAAAUUUAGGUUUCAGACUAUAGAUGGAGACUGGGAGAAUAGUGUAUCCUGGACUGAGGAUGAGAGUGGAGCCAGUAUUGGGCCCUGGACUGGGGCGGCUAAUGACAAGGCUGGCAUUGUUAGCUCCUGGGCUGUGGCUUGUGAUGAAAGUAGCAUUAAGUCCUGGACUGGCGCUAGGCCUGAGAAUGAGGUUGCUCUUGGGUCCUGGGUAAGUGCUGGUGAUCAGGCCACUGGAGCAAUCUGGGCAGGAGCUCAGACUAGUGAUGGGACCUGGGUUGCAGACAAAGCCAGUGGAAGUUCCUGGACUGGGGCCGACCAGAUCAGUGCAGGUUCUUGGGUUGUCUCUGGAAACCAGGCCAUUGCUGGGCCCUGGGCUGUGAGUCAGGUCACUGAUGGGUCGUGGCCUGCGGUCCAGGCUAGUGGAGUGUCCUGGGUUGUGGACCAGGCUACUGGGACCUGGACAGUGGCUGAGAACCAGACUGGUGCAGUGUCUUGGGCUGGAGCUGGCAAUAUAGUUAGUAUUGGAUACUGGACUGGAGCUGUAGACCAGACCAAUGCAGUGUCCUGGACAGGAACUACUGAUCAGGUUGGUGUUGAGGCUAAGCCAAGGUUUGAAGAUCAGGCCAGUGAAAAGGGGUCUUGGGUUGUAGCUGGUGUCCAGACUAGUGGAGAGUCCAGGUUGGGACCUGAGGAUCAAUCCAGUGGAAGGUCUUGGACUGAGACUGUAGACCAAGCCAGUGCGGCAUCCAGGCUUGGAACUGUAGAUCCAGCUGGUGGUACGUCCUGGGUUGGAACCGGAGACCAGGUUGGUGGAGUAUCUACAUCAGGGUCUGCAGACCAGUCCAGUAGUGGAUCAUGGGCUGGCACGAGGAAUCUGGCUGGGGAAAGGUCUUGGACUGGGACUGGUGAUCAGUCGGAUGGUGCAGCCAAACCUGGUUUUGAGAAUCAGACCAGUGAUGAAGGGUCUUGGGCUGGCACUAUUGGACAGCCUAGUGGAGGUUCCAAGUCAGAGGCUCAGUCGGCUGGAAGAUCUUGGGCAGAUUCUGGAGACCAACUCAGUGGAGGGUUCUUGGUUGGACCUUUGGACCAGGCCAAUGGAGAGUCUCAGCCUGUCUCUGGGGAACUGGCUGCUAGUGGAGUAGAUCAGACUAGUGGAGGAGGAUGCUGGACUGGUUCUGGGGACCAGUCGGGUGGAGAAUCUAGGCUGGGUCCCAGGGACCAAUCUAAUGGAGAGUCUUGGCCUGGCACUGGAGAUCAGACUGGUGGAUGGUACUGUACUUACACUGGGACUCAGACUAUUGGAGGAGGCUCUUGGGUUGGGGCCAGUGGUCAGGAUGUUGGAGGGCCAAAGCCAGUGCACAUGAACCAGGCUACUGGUGGGGCCUGGCUUGGCACUGGGACUCAGGUCAGUGCAGUGCCCUGGACUGGUGAUCAAGUUGGUGGUUGUUCCAAACCUGGAUUUGAGGAUCAGGCCAUUGGAGGAGGAUUCUGGGCUGGUGCUGGGGACCAGACCACUGGAGGGUCCAGGCCAGCUGUGUCUGAGGAUCAGUCUAGUGGAGGAGUUUCCUGGGGUGGUGCUGGUGGUCAUGUUGUUGGAGGGUCUAGAACUGAUCAGUCCAGUGGCACGUCCUGGCCUGGCAUGGGGAGUCAGGUCAGUGGAGGGUCUUGGAUUGGAACUGUGGACCAGACUAGUGGCUGUACUAAAUCUGGAUUUGAAGAUCAGACAUGUGGAGGAGGCUCCUGGGUUGGUACUGGAGACCAGACUAGUGGAGAAUCCUGGCCUGGGUCUAGGGCUAGCAAUGAAGCCAGUGGAGGAUCUAGGCUCGAUUCUCAAGACCAGGCUAGUGGAGGGUCCUGGAUUAGGUCUGAGGAUCAGGCCAGUGGACGAUUCCUUGUCAGUGCUGAGGUGGAGGCUAAUGAAGGAUUUUGGUUUGGGCCUGGCAGUGAGGCCUUUAUAGGGUCGUGGUGCUGGACAGAAGAGGCUACUAUUUUGCCUGUAGCUGGGAUGAAAGAUGAGACCAGUACUGAAUCCACAUCAGGGACUAGGGAAGAAACCAGCAUUAGUUCUGGCUUAGGGGAUGAAAAGAAGACCAGUCCUGAAUCCUGGACCAGAUCUGAAGAGGCAGCUUUUACAGGCACCAGUGAUGGGGGUGAGGCUAAGACUGUGGCUGGAGCUGAGGCUGAAGUUGAUCCUGAAUCUAAGACUAGAGCUGAAACUAAGGCUGAGGCUGGAGCUGAGACCAAGGUUGAGGCUGAGGUGCGAGUGGAGACUAGGGCUGAGGCUGGAGCAGCAGCUGCAACUGUUUCUGAAGCCGGAGCUGAGGCAGGGGCUAGAGUUGAGGCAGGGGCUGGGGCUGAAGCUGGAACGGGGUUUUGGCCCUGGAAUGGAGAUGACACUACUAAAGGAUCUAGGCUUGGAGCUGAGGCUGAGGCUGGAGCUGGGGGAGGGGUAGAGGCUGGAGCUGAGACCGAGAAUAGCAUGGGAUUUUGGUUCUGGAAUGGAGAUGCAGCUACUAAAGGGUCUAAGCUUGGAACGGAGACUGAAGCUGAGACUGGGAUUGGAACAGGGACAGGGACAGGGACAGGGACAGGGACAGGGACAGGGACAGGGGUGGGAGCAGGAGUAGAGGUUCAAGCUGUGGCUGAUACCAGCAUGGGAUUUUGGUUCUGGGAUGGAGAUGGAGCCACUAAAGGGUCUAGGCUUGGGACUGAGUCUGAGGCUGGAGUUGGGGCAGGAGCUCAGGCUGGGGCUGAAGCUGUGGCUGGGACCAGCAUGGAAUUUUGGUCCUGGGAUGGAGAUGAAGCUACUAAAGCUUCUAGGCUCGGGGCUGAGGCUGAGCCUGGGGCUGGAGUUGUGGCUGAGCCUAGGGCUGAGACCAGUGUGGGGUUUUGGUUUUGGAAUGAAGAUUCAACCACUAAAGGGUCUGGGCUUGGGACUGAGGUUGGGGCUGGCUUAGGGUCUUGGACUUUUUCUACAAAUGUAAAUGAUGGUGAAGAUGAGGAAGAGGAGGAUGAACUAAGUAGAGAAUCCAGCCCUGGUAUUGAAGAGAUUAGUCUAAGAACCCUAUUUGGGGCCGAGAGUGAGGACAGUAAUGACCUCAGAUCUAUAAAUGAAAAAGAUGUCAAUUCUGAAUCUGGGACUGGGGAUAAGGCUGACGAUACUAAAGACCAGUUUGAUGCUGCUAAUGGAGUUGACAUAAGGUCUUGGUUUUAUACUGGUAAUGAAAACAAAUGUGAGGAUGAAUCUUCAUCUCAGGUGAAAGUCAAAAAGUCAACAGAAUCAAGGGGCAUAUAUCCAUCCAUGGUCCCUGGGGCAGGAAUGGGUGUAUGGGAUGGAACCAUUGUUUGUUCAGAAAGCAAAUUAUUACACAAAACAAGCUUUCCAGGUGAAGAUGGCUUCAGAAGGCAAGUCAGUACUGGAGUCAAGGUGCAUUCCUGCAACUGCCGCUGUAAACGUACUGUUAAUCUGGAUCCACACGAUCUUGAAAAACUCAUUUGCAUGAUUGAAAUGACUGAAGAUCCUUCUGUUCAUGAAAUAGCCACUAAUGCUCUAUAUAACAGUGCUGAUUAUCCUUAUCCCCAGGAAAUUGAUCGGAAUAUAGGUGGAAUUUCAGUUAUCCAAAGCUUAUUGAGCAAUCCCUACCCGAAUGUCCGGCAGAAGGCUUUAAAUGCACUGAAUAACAUCUCAGUUGCUGCUGAAAACCAUAGAACGGUUAAGACAUAUUUAAGUCAAGUGUGUGAAGAUACUGUCACUUACCCCUUGAAUUCAAAUGUGCAAGUGGCUGGACUAAGAUUGAUAAAGCACCUGACUAUUACUAGUGAAUAUCAGCAUAUGGUUACCAAUUAUAUUUCAGAAUUUCUCCGUUUGUUGGCUCUGGGAAGUGGAGAAACUAAGGACCAUGUUUUAGGAAUGCUUGUGAAUUUCUCUAAAAAUCCAUCCAUGACAAGAGACUUGCUAAUUGCCAAUGCACCAACAGCACUGAUCAACAUUUUUAGCAAGAAAGAGACAAAAGAAAACAUCCUUAAUGCCCUUUUACUUUUUGAAAAUAUAAAUCGUCAUUUUAAAAAAAGAGGGAAAACAUAUCCCCAAGACCGGUUCAGUAAAACUUCCCUUUAUUUCCUGUUUCAACGACCCAAAGCCUGUGCCAAGAAACUUAGAGCCUUAGCAGCAGAUUGUAGUGACCCAGAGGUGAAAGAAAGAGUUGAGGUAUUAAUAAAUAAACUCUGACUAUCUGUUUUCCCCCAAGUUUGAGUAACAUUUUGGUUUUUCAUCCUGGACAUGAUGCGCAUUGUAAAUUGCAUUAGAAUUUUGAAACUGGUGUUGCCUAUGAGGAUCUAUAGCUGGACAAUUUUAGGAACAACAAAUGAGUUCAAGCUUGUACCGAAAAUACAUGUGUCAAUUUUUAUCUUGUCUGGAUUGAGAUAUUUUUAGUAUGCUUCAUGAGCAAAACCCAACCGAUUCUUCAUAAGUAAGGUAAUCUUUGGUCCUUUGUGUGGACUUAUGUUUAUACAUUUGAGACUUUAUUUUUAUGUCAUCAAUAAAGUUGUGUGUUUUAAGAAGCAAAA
This is a messenger RNA of Mus pahari (shrew mouse), 7994 nucleotides long. It is a transcript of the gene Armcx4, whose product is annotated as armadillo repeat containing X-linked 4. The record is from RefSeq and is a predicted model, not a curated record. NCBI's taxonomy places the organism in Eukaryota, Metazoa, Chordata, Mammalia, Rodentia, Muridae. Gene Ontology annotation, molecular function: protein binding. Bases 553 to 7656 code for a protein of 2367 amino acids. The transcript is spliced from 6 exons.